Molecule: messenger RNA, 1311 nt
Organism: Ostertagia ostertagi
Lineage: Eukaryota; Metazoa; Nematoda; Chromadorea; Rhabditida; Trichostrongylidae
Source: the annotation of a GenBank genome assembly
AUGCAUCGACAGUUGCAAAUAACACACUGGACAUGUAUACGUGGCGUAUCAACGGAAAGCUCAGCGCAUAGGCUGGACACUAGCCAUCGGGCUACGGUGACAGCGAGUCCUACCGUAGCUGCCGCCGCCGUACGCAAUAUCCCGUCCACCACUGUGGACACAUUCGCGGAGUUCAAUGAUCGUUCCUUAUUUCGCGACAUCUCCUUUUUCGAUGACCAGAAAACACAAUCAGAAGAGAAGCUCGAGGAGGCACCCACGACGCAACCGCCUACCGACGACCUCCAGUGGGCGAUCGUUCCCAACAAAACAACUUUACUCAAGAACGCCACCUCUAAAAACAGUCAGCAGAAUGUAGUACGAUACUUCGUGAAGAUCACAAGAGGGCCAAAGCUUUCAUCAACUCGGAGAGCGACUGUCCCUUCAACGAUAGCGAAAACAUCUACGACGCCUUCUCCAACUCCGACAACGUUGAAAACGCCCAAGUGGAGAUCCACAACACGCACCACCCCUGAACCGUCGAUAACAGUUGCGCUACCCAAGAAUGUACUAGAGGAACAGAAAUUGGAAGGGUUCUUCAAAAGAAAGUUGAAGUUUCUUCCGACAACCACGCCUGGUACUAUUGCUUCCUUGAGGCCAGCCAAGGCACCCCUAAGUAGACCUUCCUUUUCGAAAGUAGAGGGAGCCAUCACGUCCAGACGUAAUCAUCAUGCAUCUGGAUCGAAUCUCACAGAUACCGCUUUACCACUGUCUCCAGCUUCAUUUGCUUCGAUUGCCCAGCGUUCUUCUCCUCAACUUAUCAGUUUACCAACGACGAAUAUUUCAGCGACGAAGACUUCUAUGUUCGUUACUACUCGUGCCAAAAAGAACAAGACUUCGGCGUCUACUGCGGCUCGGAAGUCCCUCUCACCAAUUUUGCUGCUGCCAAUACCCCCUACAAGUACCCUGACGAACCUCGCAGAGGAAGACUUGCCAUCUCUUGCGUCUACCACCACGGAUGCUUCUUCCUCACCUGAUGCAGCCAUUCCGGAGCCCUCCAGUUCCUUAUCAGUUCCGCUAGGAGGGGAUGAAACAACAGCCACGGCCUCUAAGUCUUCAGGAGAAGUGGAUGAGAACGACCUCGAUUCAUUCGGGAACGCAGACAAAAAUCUUGAUGAGUCACCAAGCACCACGACCACAGGGCAACCGGCAGUGCCACCUGACGAAACGGAAUUAUUGCACCGACAGCGAGCAACUCCGCCACUUCCUUCACUGACAACAUCAGCUCCGUCAGAUUUGUGGUGGACUCCAAGACCCAGCUAUGUGGGAACCUGA